This is a messenger RNA of Hansenula anomala, 1758 nucleotides long. RefSeq lists its product as uncharacterized. The coding region runs from base 1 to 1758 and encodes 585 amino acids. The transcript has a single exon. The record is from RefSeq and is a predicted model, not a curated record. Lineage: Eukaryota; Fungi; Ascomycota; Saccharomycetes; Phaffomycetales; Wickerhamomycetaceae.
AUGAUUGAAAUUAUAACAAUACCUUCAAUUGUGGUUAUUGGGAUAAUGUUGCUUAAAUCUUUAGCUCUCGCAGGCUCCUUAGCUACAAGUAUAAUUGCAGCUCCAAUCAUAAAUUCAACUUCAGAUCAAUCCACUUUAGUUUCAACUCAAAAUGGUACAAUCCAAGGAAAAUAUCUCGAAGGUUUCAAUCAAGAUGCUUACUUAGGUGUUCCAUUUGCACAACCACCUUUGGGAAAUUUACGUUUCUUACCACCUCAGCCCUACAAUUCAACUUGGGAUGAUGUUAAAACAUUUGAUCAAUACGGUUAUGCUUGUUACGCAACUUGGGGUACUGAUACCGCAAAUUUGGAGCAUUCAGAAGAUUGUUUAACUUUGAAUAUUGUUAAACCUCAUGGUUAUGAAAAUCAGUCAUUACCUGUUGGUAUUUGGAUUCAUGGUGGUGGAUUCCAAGAUGGAUCUUCAACUAGAAAGGCUUACAAUUUGUCAUAUAUCGUUGAUAAUUCUGUUGCAAUUGGUAAACCAUUCAUUGGAGUUAGUAUUAAUUAUAGAUUAAAUGGGUUUGGGUUCCUAACUUCUGAUGAAGUUUUCCAAAAAGGUUAUACCAAUGUUGGAUUAAGAGAUCAAAUUCAAGCUAUUCACUGGAUUAAUGAAAAUAUUGAAGGGUUUGGUGGUAACCCAAAUCAUUUGGUUCUUUGGGGAGAAUCUGCUGGAGCCAUUUCAAUUGGUAAGUUACUAAGCACCAAGUAUCUGUCCAAUGAUUAUAUUAAAGGUGCUAUUAUGGAGAGUGGAUCUAAUGUUUUCACAAAUAUCAAACCUGGUGCUAGUGGGGAUAACCAACAAGACUUUAAAACAUUGGUUUCAUACUUUGAUUGUGAUAAGGCGGAGGAUUAUAUUGAAUGUUUACAAGACGUUGAUGCUUCAAAAUUACAAUAUGUGUUCAAUGCUACAAAUGGUGUGUUGAAAAAAAGCUUUGCAUUCCCUUAUAUUGAUGGUGACGUUAUUAGUAAAUCAAGUUAUGAGAUUUUGGAUAGUGGUGAAGAUUUCAUUAAAGCUCCAAUAUUAAUUGGUACAUCUACAGAUGAAGGAAGUGCAUUCUCAAAUCAUUCUUUGAAUACUUCUCAAGAGGUUCAUGACUAUUUGCUACAACAAUUCCCAAACCUCAACAAUGCUUCCAUUUCAAGAUUGAUUGAGAUGUAUCCAAUAGAUAAUCCGGACACAAUUUUACCAAAUGAUCCAACAUAUAACAAUACCCCAAUCGUUUAUCCCCCAUCCUAUGGUGCAAUUGCGGCAAACUCUUCAUGUUUAUCUGGUGACUUGACAUUUUUAGCCGGUUCUAAAAUAACUGCUCAACUCUAUGCUAAACACGGUGUUCCAGUUUACAAAUAUAGACACAACAUUCCAACUUUAGAAACCUCAAACCAAACAUUCUUAGGAACAACACAUUACCAAGAGGUUGUUUACGUUUUCGAUAACCCUGAUCAUCCAACAAACCCUUCAGAUGGCUCUACUUUCUACCCAAGUCCAGAAGCUCCAAAGAUAGCCAAUACGAUUUCCAAACUAUUCGCUUCAUUUAUUUCGGAUUUGGACCCAAAUGUUGAUCAAUCUUUACUCAAGUAUCCAUCACCACAAUGGCCAGAUUAUAAGGAAUCAACUGAAAACAUUGUGUUUGACUUGAAGGGAUUCCAUGUUGAGAAAGAUGAUAUUAGAGAAGAACAAUUCAACUAUAUCGAAAGUAUCAUCUCCCAAUUAGAUGCUUGA